ACGCAAGCGCGCGCGCCGGCGUUCGGAGGACGUGCGCGGGCCCGAGCCCCGGGAGUUUGUUUUGGGCAGCCGGCUGGGCCGUACCCACCGCCAGGAUGCACGAUGCGUACGAACCGGUGCCGAUUCUGGAGAAGCUGCCGCUGCAGAUCGAUUGCAUGGCGGCCUGGGAGGAUUGGCUUCUUGUUGGUACCAAGCCAGGACAUCUUCUGCUCUACAGGAUCAAGAAGGAAUUGGGUAGCAACAAAUUUGAAGUCUUACUAGAAAAGUCCAACAAAAACUUUUCAAAGAAAAUUCAACAGCUUUAUGUGGUAUCACAAUUUAAGAUACUGAUUUCACUCUUGGAAAAUAAUAUUUAUGUUCAUGAUUUACUCACAUUCCAACAAAUUACAAUGGUUGCAAAAGCUAAAGGUGCUAGUCUCUUCUCGUGUGAUUUGAAGCGAACUGAUGGUGAUGAGCCAAUUCUCAGUAUGUGUGUAGCUGUGAAGAAGAAACUGCAACUCUACUACUGGCGUGGUCGAGAGUUCCAAGAAGCACAGGCAGAUUUCAGUGUUCCCGAUGUUCCCAAAUCCAUGGCCUGGUGUGAGAACUCCAUUUGCGUGGGCUUUAAAAGAGAUUAUUAUCUUAUCAGGUUAGAUGGAAAAGGUUCAAUCAAGGAACUUUUUCCGACCGGGAAACAACUAGAGCCUCUCGUAACUCCCUUGGAGGACCAAAAGGUGGCAGUUGGACAAGAUGACUUAACAGUGGUUCUGAACAAAGAUGGAAUCUGCACUCAGAAAUGUGCCCUGAACUGGACUGAUAUCCCUCUUGCUAUGGAACACCAGUCUCCUUAUAUCAUAGCAGUGCUGCCACGAUAUGUAGAGAUUCGUACCUUUGAGCCACGGCUGCUGGUACAGAGUGUGGAGCUGCAAAGGCCCCGCUUUAUCACAUCUGGAGGCACUAAUAUUGUUUACGUGGCUAGUAAUCACUUUGUGUGGAGACUGGUACCUGUUUCAAUUGCAACUCAAAUUCGACAGCUUCUUCAAGACAAGCAAUUUGAACUAGCUUUGCAACUUGCUAAAAUGAAGGAUGAUUCAGACAGCGAUAAGUGGCAACAGAUUCAUCAUAUACAGAACCUUUUUGCUUUCAACCUGUUCUGCCAAAAACGCUUUGAUGACUCCAUGCAGGUUUUUGCUAAGCUUGGCACAGAUCCCACUCAUGUGAUUGGACUGUAUCCAGACUUGUUGCCAGCUGAUUUCAGGAAGCAACUUCAGUAUCCAAACCCACUUCCGACACUAUCUACUGCAGAGCUGGAAAAAGCACACUUAGCACUUAUCGACUACUUGACCCAGAAACGAAUGCACUUGGUUAAACAACUGAAUGAUUCAGAUCCUUCUACCACUUCACCACUAAUGGAAGGAACACCGACCAUUAAGUCAAAGAAAAAGUUGCUCCAGAUUAUUGACACAACAUUAUUAAAGUGUUACCUUCAAACUAAUGUAGCUCUUGUAGCACCAUUGUUACGGCUGGAAAACAACCAUUGUCACAUUGAGGAGAGCGAACACGUUCUGAAGAAAGCACAGAAGUACAGUGAGCUUAUUAUUCUGUAUGAAAAGAAGGGUCUACACGAGAAAGCUUUACAGGUCCUUCUCGAUCAGGCAAAAAAAGCUAACUCACCACUGAAAGGACAUGAGCGAACUGUGCAGUACCUGCAAAGGCUGGGGAAAGAGAACUUGAAUAUAAUUUUUGAAUUUUCUCUUUGGGUCCUAAAAGCAUGUCCUGAAGAUGGAUUAAAGAUAUUUACAGAGGAUCUCCCUGAAGUGGAAAACCUACCAAGAGACAAAGUAUUGGAAUUCUUGAAGGAGAGCUUUAAGGAGCUUGCUACUCCAUAUCUGGAACAUAUCAUUUACAUCUGGGAUGAAACAGGGCCAGUCUUCCACAACUGCCUGAUCCAAUUGUACCGUGAAAAAGUACAAGCCCUCAUGAAGGACUACCUCAACUCUCUACCUGAGGAUGAUAUUCCUGUUCCUGCUGGAAUGGAGGAAGGGGAGUUGGGAGAAUAUAGGAGAAAACUGUUGGCAUUCUUGGAAAUCUCAACAUAUUAUCAGCCCAGUAGGCUUAUCAGUGACUUUCCAUUUGAUGGACUGCUAGAGGAGCGAGCUCUGCUCAUGGGCCAAAUGGGUUUACAUGAACAAGCCCUUUUUAUUUAUGUCCAUGUACUGAAGAAUAUUAAAAUGGCAGAAGAAUACUGUCACAAGCAUUAUGACUGGAGCAGGGAUGGCAACAAAGAUGUAUACCUCUCUUUACUUCGUAUGUACCUUUCACCACCUGACAUUCACUGUGUGGGGCCAAUCCGAAUGGAGGUACCAGAACCACAGGCAAACCUGCAAGCAGCACUGAGAAUACUAGAGGUGCACCACAACAAGCUAGACACUACAAAGGCUUUGAAUCUGCUUCCUGCCAACACACAAAUCCGGGAGAUUCAAGUAUUUCUGGAGAAUGUUCUUGAAGGAAAUGCUCAGAAACGACGCUCCAAUCAAGUUAAGAAAAGUCUUCUUCAUGCUGAAUUCCUUCGUAUCCAAGAGCAGAGGAUUUACCAUCAGGAGGUGAAAUGCAUCAUUACCGAAGAGAAAAUUUGUCGAGUCUGCAAGAAAAAAAUAGGAAACAGUGCCUUUGCCCGUUAUCCCAAUGGUGUUGUGGUCCAUUAUUUCUGCUGCAAAGACCGAAAUGUUUGUCCCACAGAGACGUGAAUGUGCAAGCUCAUUUGAAAUGCAGGAAUCUAUUUGCUGUCUAGAUAGACAGUUGGAAAACAUGGAGGCUUGAGAAGGCGCCUGCCUUUCACUGAAGGAGGAACAACUGUUGGACAAAUGGCACGCACACUGUUACACUGUUGGCGUUAAUAAUUACAUUAAUAAUUGUGUAUAUACUGGCAUGUUGGCUUUCCGCUUACAUUGGGGUAUUAGUGUAAAACUGGAAGCUGUUUCAUGUGUAAAGUUGUAUAGUAAACUUGUGCCACUUUAUGAAAGACAGUUGCACUCCAUGAUGGUAAACCCCAGGGUAUGAAAGCACUGUGCUCUGAAGUACUUUGUUAGAGGGGCUGUUGACUUUUAGCCUGACCAGGGAUUAAAUCUCUUCAAAGCAAGAAGACCUUUUGAGUAUUGUUCUCAUUUACGUUAUAUCUUGUUUAAGCCCUCUGCUCAUAGCACUUCUGGUUUGUAACACCCUGAUUUUUAUUUCCACGUGAUAUUUGCUUUGAGUGUGUGCCUUCAUCAAACAAGAAAAACUAUGAAACUCCCAAAAGUGUUGCAUUGCACAGAAUAAUCUACUUACCUGUACUGUGCUCCAUUUGGAGUUCGUCCUGAUGCUAUAAAAUACAUUUAAUGAUCUUUCUAUUUAAGAUCUUGAAACUGUAAAUGUUAAAUUUGGGUAAAUAUACUUAGAACCCAAAAUUUUGAAAUGCUGAACAUUUCUUGUAUGUCUUACCAUUUUGUAUUUUUUCACUUUAACAUCCAACUUAAUAAAACAACAGUACAGAAUCA
Messenger RNA from Hypanus sabinus (Atlantic stingray), 3515 nucleotides. It is a transcript of the gene vps39, whose product is annotated as VPS39 subunit of HOPS complex. Bases 96 to 2726 code for a protein of 876 amino acids. Gene Ontology annotation, biological process: autophagy; vesicle-mediated transport; endosomal vesicle fusion. Gene Ontology annotation, cellular component: membrane; cytoplasm. The transcript has 25 exons. The record is from RefSeq and is a predicted model, not a curated record. NCBI's taxonomy places the organism in Eukaryota, Metazoa, Chordata, Chondrichthyes, Myliobatiformes, Dasyatidae.